AUGCGGUCGUGCCCUCCACCCACCAGGUCACCGCCCCCCGCCCCCCCGCCCCCCCAGCCAUCCCGCCGCCGGCGGAUGCCCUCAACCCGACCACUGCCAACCCCAUCACCGCGGACCGCCCUCCACCCCGACCAGCUCCGUCGUCACCCCCAACUACCCCACAGCAGCGCCGCCGAGCACCCCACUGACGCGCACCACCACUGUUGCCGAGCCACACCACCGGCGACCACCAUCCUCCGUCGAACCUCUUCCCUCGCCACCACACUCUUCUUCGCGAGAUUCCUCCCCCGAGCAGACCUCCUCCCUAAGUCUAUCAAGCCAGUAGUUCUUCAGAUGGGAUUGGUGAGCGCAAUAGUUUUGGACUUUGUGGACUAUUUUCUUAUGAGAGAAGAACAAGUGGGGAAGUCGAACAGAGAGCACUGCGUAAAAGCAUAAUGUUGAAGUAACUCGAGUUCUUAGGUCCCAAAUGACUAGAGAUGUUGAGGACAAAUACAUGGCAAAAGUACAAAGGCUACCACAAGCAAACCUGAGGAGGUAAUACAUGUUUCUCUUGGCUAUUGCCAUGUGGUACUAUUUCUUUGUUGUUUAACAUUCAAUCGUUAUCUUGAUAAG
Messenger RNA from Triticum urartu, 612 nucleotides. The record is from RefSeq and is a predicted model, not a curated record. NCBI's taxonomy places the organism in Eukaryota, Viridiplantae, Streptophyta, Magnoliopsida, Poales, Poaceae.